AAAGUAAUAGGAUGGUAAAAGACAGAAACUCCAAAUAGGGAGUAUAAUAACAACAGAUGAAAUAGACUUCAGUGCAAAGUGUAGUAGCAGAGAUAAGGAACAUUUUCAUAACGAUACAAGGUCAACUCAUCAGAAAGACAUCACACUCAUAAAAUGUUUAUGUAUCUAAUAAGUUUCAAAACCCACAGAGCAGAACUCAAUAGAAUUAAAGGGAGAAAUAAUAGACCAUCUUGCAAUUGUUGGAAGUUUUAAUGUUCCUCUCUUAACAACUGAUAGAAAAACUACCAAAAAAUCAAUAAAGACAUAGAUGAUCUGAACAUUAUCAACCAUGUUGACCCAAUUGAUAUUUCUAGAAUACUAUAAAUGAGCAAAACAAAUAUUUUUAAAUGCACUUGGUAUAUUCACCAAAAUAGACCAUAUGUUAGUCGGCAAAGCAAGUCUCAACACGUUUAAAAGGAAUAAGGGUUUCUCAGACCUCAGUAGGUUGGGGACAGGGCACUUGGAGUGCAGCUAUCAAACUGGCUGGGGCCUUAAUGCUCAGGACAGGGCCCCAGGGCUUCCUGCUUGGCUUCCUUGUCUACCUGAGGGACAGAUGGCUUGUCCUCCCUGCUCUGGCCACAGAAGGAGAGCACUCAGCAGGGUGUGGAGUGUGGCCACUACAAGGUAAGCUGCUUGGGGUAGGUGCUGGGAUUCCAGUGGGGUUCCUCUGUGCCAAGAGGGAGGAGGUGACCAAACCCUUUGUAAGAGCAGGAAGGGCCAGAGCAGGGUGUUGGGGGCUCAAGGGAAGGACCCGCUCUGCCCCAAUAGGGAGCCCCAACCCUGGUUCUGACUGAAGGUGACAGCCAAGGGCAGUGACCCCAAACUCUUGCCUCCCACAGAGGAACAGUGUCUGGGACUAGACUGAAGGGGGAUGGGAGGGGCUGGAAGUUCGGGUCAGACUAUAGUCACAGAACCAAGGGCCACCACAAUGGCCCACAACGGCAGUGACAGGACCCCAGUGGGUUGAGGUCCUGCAGGGGCCUCAGAGAGAGGGCCUGACACCCUGGUGCUGGGCUACCCUCAUCAUUCUGUUCCCCCGAAACCCGCAGGGUGAAGGUAGGAAAAGCUCAGGCCCCCAGCAAAACCCCAGUGGAGUAGAGUAGGCAACAUUGUCAGGACAGGGCUGGGCUCUAGCUCCCAGCUUCAGGGCCCUGGUCCUUUUCCUUUCUCACAAAAAAAGUGGAGGCUUGGUUCAAUGAAAGUCAAAGGGAAGGGCGGCUGUUUCUCCAGGUCAGGAAGGAUACAAGGGGUCAGUACUUGGCAUUAAGUAGUGCCCGGUGGUGAGGUCUAGGGGAGGGGGGACCCUCGUGCGCUGGCAACAUGAAAGAGGCAAUACUGUGCAGUGGUUAAGGUCAAGGGCACUAGAACCAGACCGUCUGGGGUUGAAUCCUGGUUUCUCCACCUAUGAGCUUGUAACCUUGGUAAUCUCUCCAAGCCGUGGUUCCCGUGUCUGUAAGAUGGGAAGAAUAACAGUGUCUCCUUUAUGACAGUUGUCGUUAGGACUCAGUGGGGCUUUAGCAUAGUUUUUGGCAAUAGAUACUAUUAUGGAUGGAGCGCCGCAUGUAGCCCUAGAUCCACUCUCUGAAGGGACACCUCGUCCAGACCCUGACUCAAAUUCCAGGGCCUGGCGGGACAGUGGCCAAAGUGCCCCAUGACCCCACCACCCCUGGGAACUUUCAGAGGGAGAGUUGGGUGGGGCCCUGCCCGCCAGGGCCUUUCCAGCUGGGUAAUUCUCCGAGAGCUCUGGGGUAGGGGUCACGGAGGCAGCCAGCCUCUAAGGGCCCAUUGUUCUCUGAGCUGGGAAAGAUGCCUCCCCCCACCUCUCUAACUCUGUCUGCUCCAGAGCGGACCAAAGAUCAACAAACAUCGCCCGUCUCUCCUUGCCCAGCUCACAAAGGGCUCUCAGUGUCUCACAAUGGGCCUGUGAUGCCCAGCCUUCUGAGCUUAUCGGACCCGUUCACAGAUGAGAAGCUGAGGCCCGCAGGGAGGAAGUCGUGUAUGUGACGUCCCACAGAGGGAAGUGGCUCAGCCAGGAUUUGGUCUCCCUGUCCUGCAUCCAGGACUUCGGACUUAGGGGCACAAGAAAUGCCCAGCUGUGCAUGGACAGCGCCACACACAGCGCGCACAGCUUAGGGGGACACAGGGGGAGGGGCGGCGGCUGGAACCCUCCCUCCUCAGCGGUCAAGUGGUGGUAGCUGUUCUGUUUUGUUUUGUUUUCUCUCUAAAUGAGCUUCACGUCCCAGGCCCUGACAGGGGCAGUGAGCACCAUUAAGUUCUUCCUGUCUAAGGCCUUCGUGGGGCAGCACUUCGAGGCGGUGGAGUUGGAAGGCAAGGAGCCCGAGCCGGGAGACCUCUUCCUGUUCAGGCUGUUGUCCCCCAUGGGACGCUGGUGCAGGGCCCAUGUAGGAGUGUACUGUGGCCGCGGGGAGAUCAUCCAUUUCGAAGGGAGGAAUGUCACCAGCCAAGGGCCUCACGCGUUUCUGGGCUCCUGCGAAGGCAUUGUAUCAAAACAGGGGCAGCGCCCGCUGCAGCGCUCCGGCUCGCUGUGGCGUGUGCUGCGUAGACGUGGCGGCGUUGACCGCGCGGCCCUGGAGCGCCGUGUGCGCGAGGCCAUGGACGCCGACCCGCCUCUCUACCACCCCACGCGCAGCAACUGCGUGCACUUUGCGCUGCGUCUGCUGGGCCCCGGGCCCACCCUGGACCCGCUGCAAAUAGACGGCAGUCCCGUUAGCUCGGUGAGUGCGGCUCCGUUACCUGGGCACGACCCCACCGGCCUCCUACCCCGCCUCCGCCUCCACAGCCAGUUAACAAACACGGCUAACCGCAAACUCAAGAUCCACUUUACUCUGCCGGACCCAAAGCACCCAGAAACAAAGCAGGCCUGCCAACUCGAAGUUCCACUUCUCUAAAACUCUUUUGGGCCCACUCCAGGAAGGCCCCAGCUCACAGAUCUUGGGCACAUCUAUUUCCUCCAGCCUACCAGCUUCCAAACCCAGACGCUGCGCUGGUCCUUGUUAACCCCCUUUUGCAUUCCCCCAGCGGAACCUACCUACGGAGCCCAUCUUUCUGGCCAUUUACACCCAGGCCCACAAAUUCUGGUUCUGAUACCACACCGGGUACCUAGUCUAGAUCAAUACUCAGCCCUAUGAACUCCGGCUCUCCAAGUCAAACCCUCCUUUCCUCCUCCUCCUCCUCCUCCUCCUCCUCCAAACCCAGCCAAGAGACCUCAGCCAUCCAAUCCGAUGGCCCGAACUCGGGCCCAACUGGAUCUCACCACUUUCCCAAAACCUGGUCACUACUUUCUCUCUAGAUCCAGGCCAUCUUUCCUUGGGGGUACUUUGGGCCUUGGCAGCUGAGCUGGAGGCCUCACAUGAUCCAGGAGCCCUGGCUGUCACACCAGACCUUA
Lutra lutra (Eurasian river otter) is the source of this 3445-nucleotide messenger RNA. RefSeq lists its product as uncharacterized. The coding region runs from base 2265 to 2948 and encodes 227 amino acids. NCBI's taxonomy places the organism in Eukaryota, Metazoa, Chordata, Mammalia, Carnivora, Mustelidae. The record is from RefSeq and is a predicted model, not a curated record. The transcript is spliced from 3 exons.